CAGCAGUCGAUGGCACAUGUGCUGCUCUGAGUUGGAGCCUGUCUUUCCUCAGGACUGUAUCCCUCUGUGAUCUUUCACUUGGACUAUCUCGCUCUUUUUCAAAUUAACCAGCCUCAAUCCAAAAUCCAGACUUCUUCUUUUUCUGUUUGUGUCAGAGCACUUCUACACACCGCCUUUUGGCAUCUUUAAUCUUUGACGGAGCUGCCCAGCUGAGGUGAAGGGGAGGGCAGAGGAUCCCAGUUCAGCCUGAGUGUGGAUGACCUGCCCCCAGAAACAGGACCAUGAUCUGAAAAGGGCGCCUCACACCGAACCCCGUUUUUCCUCUCCUCCUCCUCCCUAUUUUUUUUUCUUUCUUUUUUUUUUUUUUUUUUUGUUUGGAUAAAUCUACGAGGUGACAGCCUCUCUGCCUCGCUGCUUCUAUCAGAGUCAGCGUGCACGGAGAGGACAAACUGAAAGACAUUUAAGGAGGAAGAAAUACAGCGACAGCCAUCCGUGACCUCUGACCUCGCCACUCCCCCUUGCCCCUCCCACCGCCACACCGGAAACAUGGGGAGGAAAAAGAUUCAGAUUCAGAGGAUCACUGACGAACGCAACAGACAGGUGACGUUCACCAAGAGGAAGUUCGGUCUGAUGAAGAAGGCCUACGAGCUGAGUGUCCUGUGUGACUGCGAGAUCGCCCUCAUCAUCUUCAACCACUCCAACAAGCUGUUCCAGUAUGCCAGCACCGACAUGGACAAGGUCCUGCUCAAGUACACCGAGUACAACGAGCCGCACGAGAGCCGGACCAACGCCGACAUCAUCGAGACGUUGCGAAAGAAAGGCUUUAACGGCUGCAACAGCCCCGAGCCCGACGGAGACGACUCCAUCGACCAAAGCCCGCUAAACGAAGAGAAGUACCGCAAGACUGAGGACCUGGACAGCCUCUUCAAACGCUACGGCGCUCUGAACAAGAAAGAGCACCGGGACUCUGAGAGCCCAGACCCCGAGGAGCCCUUCUCCCUCACCCCCCGCACUGAGGAGAAAUACAAAAAAAUUGACGAGGAGUUUGAUAAAAUGAUGCAGAACUAUAGGCUGUCAUCCACAGUCCCACAGCCCACCUUCUCCAUGCCAGUCACCGUGCCAGUAUCCAAUCAGAAUGCAGCGGCGGCGGCGGCAGCAGCCCUCCAGUUCAGUAACAACCCCGGCGGCGCCCUGGUCACCACCACCUCCUUCGUCACCUCCACCCUCACAGACCCCCGCCUCCUGUCGCCACAGCAACCAGCUCUGCAGAGGAACGCUGUGUCGCCAGGGUUACCACAGCGACCAGCCAGCGCAGGAGCUCUGUUAGGAGGAGAUCUGGGGAAUUCAAAUGGAGCGUGCCCGAGUCCAGUCCCGAACGGCUACAUCAGUGCCAGGGCCUCCCCGGGCCUCCUCUCCGUAUCCAACGGCAACAGCCUGGGGAAAGUAGUCCCGGCUAAGUCUCCGCCUCCGCCCAGCCCUCAGAUGGUCAACAGCCGCAAGCCGGACCUGAGGGUCAUCACCUCGCAGAGCGGCAAGAGCCUCAUGCAGCUGACAGAGGAAGAGCUGGAGUUGGUGAGUGAGAAUGCUCAGCGGCUAGGUGGCUCCCAGGUGGCGCAGUCGCUCACCACGCCAGUGGUCUCCGUGGCAACACCCAGUCUCCUAGCGCCCUUCUCCGGCAUGCAGACAGCCUACAACACUGAGUACCAGCUGACGAGUGCAGAUCUCACAGCGCUCCAGACGUUCACACCACCAGGGCUGGUGCCUGGCAACAUGGCUGCCUGGCAACAGCAACAGCAACCAGCAGUCUCCCAGCAACAACAGCAGCAGCAGCAGCAGCCCGGCCUGGCGUCGCUCAGUAAUUUGGUCAUGUGGGGUGCAGAGAAACAGAGUGCGGAGAUGGUUAACUGCAUCUCCACUUUUGCUGCUAACCUGAGCCUAGCCUCUCAGUCCAACUUGCUCUUUGGCAGGGAGGAGGGCCUCUGCUGGCCGGUGGGUCACAUAUCUCAGAGUGCCGCACUGACAGUCAACACAAACCCAAAUGUCAACAUUAAGUCCGAACCUGUCUCACCAAACCGCGACCGCAGCACUCCCAGCUCCAUCAGCGGCGGCGGGGGAGGUGGAGGCGGCGGAGGCCAGGUUCAACUGCAGGGACAAGGUCUGGUGUCGGUCGCUUACCCGGGGACCCUGCGCCUGGAAGUGGGAGGUCAAGGCCGCUCGCCAGUCGACAGCCUCAGCAGCAACGGCAGCUCGUACGAAGGCAGCGACCGGGACGACGGCACCCAGGGACGAGGCGGAGCUCAAGACUUCCUCCACCAGGCGGGCGCCGGGGGCCAACAGCCCACCAUGGUCCUCAUGCGGCCCCCUUCGGCCGAGCCCCAGGAGCAGGACGGGACCAACGUCAAGAGAAUGAGACUGGAUGCCUGGGUCACAUGAAGAGGUGACCGCAGAGGGAUGGAUGGACGGACGGACAGAUGGAGGAUGGAGAUGUGUACUUGUGGCUUGUGUACAUGCCCCCACCAGCCCUUAUGCCCCUGAGCUCCCUCUUCGUGCACACACACACACACACACACACACAUUAUAUAUAUAAAUAUAUAUAUACCCGCCAUCGACCCAGUAACCUACUGUCCACACAGGAAACGCUGACCUCACACACACAGACACACAGACACAACACAAGCAUGCUAACACACCGUCAUGUCACACGGAUGGACACUGACACACACUUGUAUGACAAUGUGCAUACACAUUUGAACUCUAAUGUACUUUCACACACACGAAACCCCAGAGGGGUUGAGCCACAGAACCAGGGAUUAUUUGUCAAACAAUUUAUUCAGCUGUAUUUGAAUAGAAGUGAAUUGUUGUUAACGAGGCCACGGUGGCUAGUAAAACCCUAAAUUUGGCCACUCAGACUAUUUCACCCAACAGCCGCUGGCAGAGCAGACACACACCUUGGUUUCCCAGCAUGCCCUGCAUUUGGUGAGCGGCUGGUGGUGUUCUCCCUCCCUCAUGUCCUUACCGUCUGUAACUACGCUGCUUUCAGUCAGCGCCACCAAGUGAGUCCACUUGUUUGUACACAUCAGCCCGACCACGGCUGUGUUGCUAUCGCUCUAGAUUCUUGGGCCGUUUUGCUCUUUUUAAAGCGUGGAGUUUUUGUCCUUCUGUCUUGACUGUUGAUCUUUAGAGUUUGGAUCGUCUCAGUUUUGAAUAUGAAGACACUAAAAGAAAAUGUCGCCUCCCUCCCCAGCCGAGCCAGCGGCCACGUCCACAGGCCGGCACUUUGGCCCUGCACGAGAGACUGAUGACCCGCGGGUCUUUAUUUAAUCUGAACCAUGCAGACUAGCUGUAAAACCAGUGAUUUGUUGUCGAGGUAAAAGACUGCUUUUCUUUGUAUCAGGGACGAGCUGCAGCAGCUCAACGACACAGAUACUCCUAGUUUCGCCCACAUCUUGUCAACUACAGAUGCUGAAAAGGACUUGUGUGUUUGGUGUGUGUGUGUGUGUGUGUGUGUGUGUGUGUGGUUUGUUACCUCAACUGGUCGUUUUUUAACAGUAAUUUAGGCAAAAUGUUCAUUCUGACUUUCAUCCUUCGAACACACACCUGCAAUGCACACAGCUGAAAGUAUUUUUGUGAAGCGACUCAUGUUUUGAAUAGAUAGCUGAUGUUCAAAGGGGAGAUGGCGAGGUACCGUGUAUAUAAGCAAUCUGUAACCUUUGUGGCUUUUGUGUGACAGGGAUGAAGUGUUAUUGAAGGUUAAAAAAAAAAAUCAUAUACAAGUAUAUAUUAAAACGGCUUCAGGCGGCAGGGAUGGCGGCUCUGCAUCUGGAGCAGGAGACUACAACAGACGACAGGGAUUGUAUAUAUAAACUUUAUAUUCGGCAGGAUAUCCCUCAACGAAAGAGAAAAAAAACACGUUGAUUCUCAGCGCAUCGGUCUCUUUUUUAUUAUUAUUUAUGCGUGUAUAUAAAGUGUAACGUGUGGACGAGCCAGCAGAGGGAGCUGUAGAGGCAGAAAGGGAAGACGUAGCCGCGGUGACUCAGACUGUUUUAAGUGAGUAAUGGUUAGGACUCUGUCACUGAUGGAGCGCACUUUACCUGAACCCCCACCCCUGACCCUUAACACACCUGACCCCUGGACACACACACACACACACACACACACACACACACUAGGGUUAGACUGAUACCUACUUAUAAGGCUUCUGUUAUUCCACAGAUACAAUUCAAAGUUUGCAGUUUUUAUUUAAUCCUCUAUAAUUAUUUAUUUCUGUACAUCCACCAAUCACAGCUCUGUUUACAACCCUAGGAGCCGGACCACCUUAAAUUUUUACUCUGGCUGAUUGGCUGCCUGCUUGAAACAAAUUAACUGAGUUAAAUUGAUCACAGAACAGAAACUGUGAACUAUGAAAUUUAAUAAUGAGACGAAAUAUAACAAGAAAUGAAAUUAAAAUAACAAAAAAGUACAAAUUAAAAGCCUCUAAAAAGAAAAUUGCAGUUCUAUUUAAAACUUUUAAAAUGAAAUAUCAAAAACUACCACUGAAGAUAUUUUUAUUUAUAUUAUUUUUAUCAAAUGUAUUUGAAAACGUUUAAUAAUAACAGAGAUAACUGACACAUUUAAUGUUUAUAAUAUCAUGUUUUCUACUAAUAGUUUAAAAGCACCAAUUGUAAACUUAAUAAAUCAUUUAUGAUAGUUUGCUUUUAUUAUUAUCAGUUAAGUAGCAAAUAAACCACUGGGGGAAAAAAAACUAGAUUUGCAGCUACUUCUUAAAACACUUAAAGGUCCAGUGUGCAGGAUUCAGGGGGAUCUAUUAGUAAUAUAAUAAGUAUAUUUUCUUGAAAAAGACAAUCAUUGUGUGUUCAUUACCUUAGAAUGAGCCGUUAAUAUCCACAUAGGGAGCAGGUCAUGGAUGUUUUAAGAGACCUGGAAACAGUUUGAAGGCGGGCCCAUUAAUCUUUAUGAAAGUUGCUCAGCAGUGCAUGAAGCCAAAAUGGUUCAGCUUACCAGAAUGAUCGGCGCUGCGUCCGCACUGAGCGACACAUAGUCCAAGUGCACUAGACACUACUUUACUUGUACAUUUAGCACUCUGCUAACUUGAAUGGGGAUAAAAUGAUUUAAUCGCGCAGCUCUUCCAGAUGUUAUCCGAGGGAAUGGUUUAAAUCCCGAUGGUGAAACAAGUCAUUUCGAGGGGGUUGUGAUGCUAAAAAAAUAUACCCACUGAUUCACAGAUGUCUCUUCCCCAAUGUAAGUUCCUAGGAAAAAGUCUUCUUGGGCCACAGGGCAUCACGUGAUGGACCCAGAUGUUGUAAUUCCACUGUUUGGCCACUAUGAAAAUUGACUUCAAAGCCUGGCGCAGUUCCUUGGGGUCCUCAGCAGGUCUAUGGAGAUCGCCAUGUUGCACUGCUGUGUUUCCACAGUAGCCCAGAACAGACAAAUCAAACACUGGCUCUAGAUAGGGACAUUUGCGGUAUCGCAUCGGCCACCGUAGUGAAAGCCCCUCUGUGGCGAGAGCAUGAGAAUAAUACGGAUUAUUAACGGGCAACAGCUUUAUUCAGUAUUUUUACCACUUUAAAUCACCUGGUUUGUUUGUUUGGGAGGCGUCUGCAGAUAAUUCUACUCACGUUAAAAACCUAAAAACAAAUUAACGCUAAAGGAAUUCUAACCAGGAGAAGUUUCAGCUGGUUGUAAUUCACAAUCUCCACCACUAGAUGCCACUAAAUCCCCCUAAAUCUUACACACUUAACCUUAAAGUAACUAUUUCAUCUUUCUCUCCACAUUGAGAUUUGAGUGUCUCAUGACGGUCCAAAUCCCCCAUAAAAGGUUUUCACCUUUAAAAUGUUUGCAGAUAAAAUUUUUUAUUUUUGAGUAUUUGCAGCACCAGAAACAUAUCAGUCAAACUCCAAAGCAAACACACAGAUCGAAUACAAUAAAGUGAGCCAAGGAUGUCCCCUUUUUUAUUCUCGACCUUUUCCUCCUGUUAAAAGCCAUGUAUCUAUAUUUAAAGGAUCUUCUCCUCCGCCUGUCCUGGGUCGGCUGUAGUUUUAUAUAACAGAGCGGUAAAACGACUAUGAAGGUAAAAGAAAAGUGAAGGAUGUCAUUUUUGUACCAAGAGGCAAAGGGUGAUUUAGGGUUUAGUGGGUAGAUUUUAAAACCACAGUGGUCAAGAGUGCAAAUUCAUGUAUUUAUUUUAUUUUUUCUCCUAAAAGCACUCUCAGCCUCCAUCCAUCGCUCGUUAAAAGCUUUGGAGGCAGAGUUUGGGUAUCGUUUGUCGUUAAGCCGGAGGUUUCAGAACCAGUCUUGAUCUUUUAAUGACUACCUCCCAAAUCCAACGCAGACUUGUCGACUUUGGUUUUUACCACAUGCAGCCACCACAUCCUCCUCAUGGGCAGGCCCUCUUCACCUCCCUCUCACCCUGUCACUCACUCACUCAUUUACUCAGUUUGUUUUUUAAUCUCAAACACACACACACACACACACACACACACAGAGUUCAUCACACACUACUUUUCUGUUUACUCCGUCCAGACAGCGGGUGUCAGCGCCGAAAUGACAAGUCAAAUUAUUUUGGGGUCAUUUCCAUGGGUGACACACACACACACACACACACACAUAACUCCCAGCCUCAUCACACACUACUCCUAUCAUCCUCUCCUCACUUCUCUCUCUCCGUCUGUCACUCACUCACACACACUCAUCCACUCUGUGACAAGUCUGAGUGUCAAUAUUGCUUUUCCGAGCGCGUGGCAGAGUGAACAUAAAUCCCUCGAGUGUAAACACUUUGACUGUUAAGGGAUAGUUUGGAUGUUUUGAAGUGGGGUUGUAUGGAGUAGUUAUCCAUAGUCAGUGUGUUACAUACAGUAGAUGUCAAUGUCUGGGAGCCCCCAGUUUGGAGAAGCAGGCUGGAGUCUGACACACUGCGCAAUGUACAGUUGUGGAUGGGGGUCAGCAGCAAAACAUAUUUUAGUCACCUAGAAAUAGUCUCAUCUUAAACAAUCAAUAUCAGUUUGACUGUACGCUUUAUUGAAAGUAUUUUUACUGCUUUACCUUGAUGUCAUGCAGCCUGGUUUGGCAUCUACAGUAUGCUCUCGUCAAAAACACCAGACUCCAUUGAGAAAAACAGUAAUUUUAGCUUGCUGAACACAGGAGCUGCUGGUCUGCUGCUGCUUUGAUCAGUUAGUUAGUUUGUGUUAUUGUGUGACUCUUGUGUGAAUCUGGACUAACCAUUUUAAACGCCAAAGUCACACAAUAACAGAAACUAACUAACUGAACCAGGCGGCAGUAGAGCAGCAGCUCCCGUAUUCAGCAAUGUUAAAUCACUGUUUCUCUCAAUGGAGUCUGGCUUUGAUUAGAGCUCUUUAACGACUGCAUUUUGCUGCUGACCCCGUCCACAGUCGCCACGUGGGACUCCAGCCUGCUUCUCCAAAACACAGCACGCUGACUGACAUCUACUGUUUAUAAUACAGAGUGCAAUUUUAAAUCCAAUCUGUUGCUCUUCACUUAAAGGAGAGCUCUGUUGUUCAAAGAAACAGAGCGUUAUAUUUCCACAUGAAUUAACCAAUGGUCUGCCACUCUUAAGGUUCAUUCUCACUGCUGAUGCGGAAAUGCGGGACGGUUUUGCGGAAUAUUCGCGCAGCGCUUUUCCGCGUUUAAACCAUACACACAGGCGCGGUACGGACGUGGUGCGGAAUUUCACGUUGUUGUGUUCCAAGUCCGCGCAGUGUGAACGGGUGUUGGUGAACAUGGAUGAUAUCAGCAGCAGCAGCGAGCUAGCAAGCUAACGUUUAACAAGCGUCAACAUCAACUUUCUUUAGCACUUACCACUCACAAGCUGGACAGUGGACUGCCGGGCGUUGUCCUUUAAUUCAUUGUUCAUAAAAUCAUCCCGUCUGUUAUCAAAAAGGACAGGGUGCUGUGAAACGAGUUUUAUCAACCUUUCUCCCAUACUGUCCUGCCUGACUGGAUUUUGGACUCUCCCGGGUCUGCGCGACAUCACUGUAAACAAACAAUUUCAUUGGCCCAACUGUGUAGUUCCGCUGGGGAAUUCCACGGGGGUCAAAGUCUGGGCGGAAACUUUUUUCACCGCACCAAAGUUCCGCCCCGGUGUGCAAACUUCCAUAAGAACCCAUGAAAUCAGCUUUUAUAUUUUCCCGUGAGAAUAAUCCGCACGAAUAUUCACCCUCAGUGAGAAUGGACAUUAAGAGUGCAGGGUUCUGGAUAACCGAACUGUACAUUGCAAAAGCGCUCUGAAUUUACAAAUCGUCGAGUUUGUGCCAGAGUGCUCUCUGGAACUCAAAGUAUUUCCAAACGCACCCAUACUGUCUAUGAAUAAGUACCUCAAGCAACCCCUCUUCAAAAAAUCAGAGCUAUCCCUUUAAGACUGUUGUACCCUGAGCUUCGAACAAAAUAUAAAUAUAUAAAACUCUGUGUGCGAGGUGCAUAGGUGUGUUAAAAAAUAAGCAGAAUAGCAUCCUUUGUGACGGGACUCACGGGAGUUUUGUUUGUCAGUAGUGGAGCGUGAGGCACGUUCUUUAGAGCAACACUAGGGGUCGCUGUAAUCACAAAACAGGAAGACAAUCGUGCUGAGAAAUAGUUUAAAGAAUCUGCAUCCCCCCUGAAAAAAACAAUGAAACGUGCUCCUGUAUAAUGAUGUUUAGAAGUCUCACUCACUUUCCAGUGUUAAUUUGUGCUGGUGACAGUCUGUUUUUAAUUGUUCUCUGAGAAUUGAUAUUAUUAUUAUUAUCAUCAUCGCCACAGCUUUCACUGACAGAAGCUGGCAUGGUGGUAUAGAAAUCUGCGUUUCUUUGUGUAGGUUAGGCAUCUUGUUUUAUUUGGAAUUUUAUUUUAUUAUAUAAAAAUAUUCUAUAAAUAUAUUUUUUGUUUUUCUCUUUUGGGGUUUUCUUUUUUCUUCAAAAAGGGUGUUACUAAUGUUGCACGAUUUUUAUGACAUGAAACAAAACAACACAAGCGUAGUGAUAUUAGUACACGUGUGGCUGUGGACGGAGGCGCUGAGCAGGUCGACCGCGACAAAAUGCUUCAAUGCUGCAACUUUUGAGUCCAAUGUACAAACCUCUGAGUCCACACACGCUAACAUGGAGGGGGGGGUGGGGCGUGACACGUCUAACUUAUUUCUGACCAGACACAAUGAUGUCAAUGCAUGGGCGAAGAGUGAAUCAUGUUAUAGGAAAUAAAAUGUAAUAUCGACACAAAUAUACAUCACACAGAAAUACAUUUAAGAAUAAAAAAGAAAAAAAUGAAAUUGAAGAAAAAAGUUUAAAAUAAAUUAUAGCUAAUAUAUUGUGUUCGGCUAGUCUGCUUUUUUGUUGUAAAGAUAAUUUUUUUGUUGUUUUUGGAGAAUGAUAUACAAUUUGUGUAUAUUUUCAUAAAUAAAGUAUGCACUGAUAUGUUAUUACAAAUUCUAUACUGCUUUUACAAAAAAAAAGUGUUUGUUAUUGUACCAAAGUAUCCAUUGGUCCCCUCUUACCGCCUCCCCUUUUUGCGUAUGUUUUACCGUAUUUUAUAUAUUAAAUAGACAAGUUGACCUACAGAAAA
Messenger RNA from Epinephelus lanceolatus (giant grouper), 9543 nucleotides. Lineage: Eukaryota; Metazoa; Chordata; Actinopteri; Perciformes; Serranidae. The record is from RefSeq and is a predicted model, not a curated record.